Molecule: messenger RNA, 858 nt
Organism: Penaeus chinensis
Lineage: Eukaryota; Metazoa; Arthropoda; Malacostraca; Decapoda; Penaeidae
Product: homeotic protein distal-less-like
Exons: 5
Coding region: 1-858 (285 amino acids)
Biological process (GO): regulation of transcription by RNA polymerase II
Cellular component (GO): nucleus
Molecular function (GO): RNA polymerase II cis-regulatory region sequence-specific DNA binding; DNA-binding transcription factor activity, RNA polymerase II-specific
Source: RefSeq, a predicted model, not a curated record
AUGACGUCAUCGGCAGCGGCGGCCUCGGCCUUGCGAAAAUUACAGGUUCGGGAGACACAUUUUCCCUCUCCAGUCCUUGAUGUGGCCGCGGGGGGAGAGGACUUCGCUUCGGCGCUCUCUUUCGCUGCUGGUGGCUUUCACUUCAUGGUGACACUUAAUGCUGAUGAAGAGACCUUUGAGAACGGAGGCGGAGACCGGAGACCUGAGAUCAGAGAGAGCUCCGGUCCAGCCCAGGGAGCAGCUGCAGCACCGCGUUGCAAUAUCAACUCCAACUCUUUGCUCAUUCUGACGGGCCAAAUCAAGAUCUGGUUCCAGAACCGCCGCUCCAAGUACAAGAAGCUGAUGAAGGCGGCGCAGAGCGGCAGCGGGCCCAGCACCCCCAUGGGCGCCCCCAUCACCCCCGGCUCUCCUCUCGGGGGCUCGCCGCUGGAGGGGGCGUCCCCCCUGGGCCAGCCCCUCCCGUCGUCCACGCCCCAGAGCAUCUCGCCGGCCCCGCCCACCGCCCAGAGCCCGCCCUCGACGCACCCCUACACCAGCAUGGCCCCCGUCUCGGCCGCCGCCCACGGCACCUCCUCGUCGUCGCAGGGGCCCUCCCCCUCGGGCGGCCCCGCGCCGUCCCAGCAGCAGCAGUCGGGGAGCCAGCAGGGGCAGCAGGGGCAGUCGGGCCAGGGGCACACGCCCUCGUCGCAGGCGUCGGCGGUGGGCGACCACCUCCCGCCGCCGCUGCCCGCGUCGCUGCCGCCCUCGGCGUCCUCCCCGGGCCUCGCCGCCCACCACUGGGACAUGAAGCCGCCCGUGUCCGCGCCCUACAUGUACUCGUGGUACGCCGCCGACGCGCAGCACAACCUGCUCACCUAA